Protobothrops mucrosquamatus (brown spotted pit viper) is the source of this 1336-nucleotide messenger RNA. RefSeq names its product dynein axonemal light intermediate chain 1 (gene DNALI1). The record is from RefSeq and is a predicted model, not a curated record. Gene Ontology annotation, molecular function: dynein heavy chain binding. Gene Ontology annotation, cellular component: filopodium; axoneme. Bases 1 to 768 code for a protein of 255 amino acids. The transcript is spliced from 6 exons. Lineage: Eukaryota; Metazoa; Chordata; Lepidosauria; Squamata; Viperidae.
AUGAUCCCCCCCGCGGACUCCCUCCUGCGCUACGAGACGCCGGUGCUGGUCAGCCGCAACACCGAGAAGCGCUCGCCCAAGGCGCGGCCGCUGAAGGGGACCCCGCAGUUGUCGGUGCCGGCGGGGCCCGUCUCGCCGCCCAAGGGCAAGGCGCCGUCGCCCUCGGUGGACCCCAGCAAGCAGGCCGAGGAGAUCCUCAACGCCAUCCUGCCGCCGCGAGAAUGGACGGAGGAGAACCAGCUCUGGGUGCAGCAGGUCUCCAGCACGCCCAGCACGCGCAUGGACGUGGUGCACCUGCAGGAGCAGCUGGACCUCAAGCUGCAGCAGCGCCAGGCACGCGAGACCGGCAUCUGCCCCGUGCGGCGCGAGCUCUACUCCCAGUGCUUCGACGAGCUGAUCCGGCAAGUGACCAUCAACUGCGCUGAGCGUGGGCUGCUGCUGCUGCGCGUACGGGAUGAGAUCCGGAUGACCAUCGCGGCCUACCAGACGCUGUACGAGAGCAGCGUGGCCUUCGGCAUGAGGAAGGCCCUGCAGGCCGAGCAGGGCAAAUCCGACAUGGAAAAGAAGAUUGCGGAACUCGAGGAUGAGAAGCGGGACUUGGAGAGGCAGGUGAACGAGCAGAAGGCCAAGUGUGAAGCCGUUGAAAAGCGGGAACUGGAAAGGCGACAGGUGGAAGAGAAGAAGCACACCGAGGAGGUCCAGUUCCUGAAACGGACUAAUCAGCAGCUCAAGGCACAGCUGGAAGGCAUCAUUGCACCGAAGAAGUAAGCUUUCUGUCAGCCCAGUGCAAAAAGUGCCUUGAGGGGGAAAGGAGAACUCGGCUGUAGAGAAUUCUUCCUGAAAGAAUCCAGAAUCUACCUGCAUCUAAAUUGUUCCACCUCGUCUGAAUCAACAUACAUUCAAAUACUGUUCUUGCACAUUUAAAAAGAAUCUCAACUGGCUUGGGAUUUGCUUUUUCAAUUCAUAUUUACUGGAGGUAAAUAAUAGAGGCGCUUUUUUUAAAUUUAAAAAAAAAAUUGCCAGUAGUAUUUUAGUUCUGUGCAGGACUCUGCCCAAUUGCAAAACAAGGGCUGUACAAAAUGCAUUAAAAUUCAUCCUGACUCCUGAAACCUGAUGUAGUGGUUUAACUGGCGAUCAUCACGCCUCCUGAUCAACUUCUCCUUUACCAGCCAUAUAUGCCAAAAGUAGUAAGAACAUUUGCCCUUUCUGCUACUUUGAUUUUUACUUUUCACACUGAUGGGCAAAGUCUUUUGUAAGGAUCCCAACUGGUAACCAACAGUCUCAUGUGGUGAAUGUUUACUAUGUGGAUUUAUAAAGAUAACAAUUUCAAAAUGUA